This is a messenger RNA of Elaeis guineensis (African oil palm), 1628 nucleotides long. RefSeq lists its product as uncharacterized. NCBI's taxonomy places the organism in Eukaryota, Viridiplantae, Streptophyta, Magnoliopsida, Arecales, Arecaceae. The record is from RefSeq and is a predicted model, not a curated record. Gene Ontology annotation, biological process: intracellular transport.
GGGCCCACCACUGACACCGACUCAGUGCCUCUCCCAUGCCGAUAUAUGAUUCUUGGACAGCGUAUCGGCGUGAGCGCUUUUGUCCCUCCUCCCCCUCUCUUCCGGCACUCGAGGGAUUUCUCUCCGGUCUCGGCUUCAAUUUUUCGAAUCCCCGCCGGAUUCGAACCUCAUCUCGCACGAUGAAGAAAGGAUCCAAGCGCCCUGCCCUCUUCGACUCCGCCCCCAACUCCUCCGACGCCGCGCUACCAAGUAAAAGAGUAAUGGACGCACCCUCUUUUGAUGUUCACAGGGUGGAGUCUUCCCAUCAGCAUCUGAUGGCAGGACCACCAUUAGAUAUUCAACGGGCACUAUCAGCUAGCCAGCAUGUGAGGGCUCUCAAUACCCAGUUUGCCAGCUGGAUACAAUUACAGUUGCAAAAUCAUCCAGAUGAGCUUUGGGAAGAUGGUGUUAGGGACUAUUUAUCUCAUGCAUCACACAUCAUGGAGAAGUUUAAGGAUGUCGUGGAUUGGCUUAGGGCAAGUGCUGCAAAAUCAGGAAGUACAUCAACUGCAGUUUUUUCUAGUGAUCAGAAAUACUCAGCAGCGGUACCAGAGAAUGAUAAACCUAAUUUACACCAUGAUAAGUACAAUGGGUUUGCAAAACAAGAUUCAUCAGCUAGCUUUUCAAGUUUGCAGAAUUCGAGUUUGCACAGUUCGGGUCUAUUAUCUUUUAGUCAAUUGCCAGGUUCUACGUGUUCUCCAAGUAAUCAAAAGAACUUGGUGGUUGUAUCAGAGAACAGUAAACCCACAGUAUGCCCUGACAUAAACAAUGGGAUCACGAAACAGGCUGCAAUAACGAGCUUUUCAAGCUUUCAGAACUCAGGUUCACAAAGCUCUGGUCUAUUUUCUUUUACUCAAGCAUCAACUUUUCCUGGAAAUCAAAGUUCUUCUGCUUCCCCAAAAGUAGAAGCUUCAGGUGAUAUAGAUGAAGAAAAUGAUCUGGAGCAGCCAAGCAGUCCGUCCUUGAAAAAAACUGAAGAGAAGGGAGUUGUUGUCGUCCAUGAAGCCAAAUGCAAGGUUUAUGUAAAGCCGGACAAUCCUGCAGAGAAGGGUUGGAAAGAUAUGGGUGUGGGCCAGCUAUCAAUCAAAUGCAGGGAAGGUGCCAAGAAAGCGACAAAAGAAUCAAAGCCUACAAUUGUAAUUCGAAAUGAUGUUGGUAAAAUCUUGCUUAAUGCUUUGAUAUAUCCAGGCAUAAAGAUGAACAUUCAAAAGAACAGCAUUGCCUCCAUAUUUCAUACCUCGGGUGCUGGGCAGCCAAACUGUAAUGAAGCUGGCAAUAUCGAUGUCGUGGCCCGUACAUACUUACUGAGAAUGAAGAAUGAGGAAGAAACCACAAAGCUGGCUGCAGCAAUCAAAGAUUAUGCCCCAUCUGUUUGAGUAUGUCCGACUGAAUUACAUUAUUGAAUUUUGCUAUAAUUGGUGUAAUGUUGUCAUCCUAAAUCUUAAUUUUGGAGUCAAUCCUUAAACUGGUUGGCCAUAUAUUGUUCUUCCAACAAAUUUUGGGAUAUAUCCAAGACAAUUCAGAAGUGUUCUGUUAAAAGCUUUGAAUUAUUCAAAGAAAUGAUUUUAUUCCAUCAAACAGAUGUUGCU